AAUCUGCCAAGAACAAUCCAAACUGCAAAUGGCCAAUAAAAACCAACUGCAAUCGUCAAACGGACAAUUCCGAUGACAAACGCAAAGACGGCAAGUUGUCAUGGGCAGCAACUGAGGUGCGGCUUGCCUGCAUUUGAUUUGAAUCUCAAUUGGAGGCGGCAUAAGCCCCGCCCCCUUCGGACCGUCUGCGCUGGAAAUAGCAGCUGUUCGAAGAGCCCACUUCCAAGCACUCCACAGUCUGCCUCGUCUCCGCUCGACACGUCGCCCACCCCGCGAUAAGCUGCCAAGUCGAGACGAAACGAAACGGAGCCAUGUCGGCCGCCAGCACCGAGACCAGCGCCGCGGCGCUGCCCGUCGCCGCCGCCGCCGCCGCCGGCCGGGUCUUCUUCCAAGCCGCGCCCGGCGUGGGCUGCGCCGGCUCGGCCCCGCUGGGCGUCGGCGGCGGCGGCGGCGGCUCCUCGGACGACCCGGUGCAGAAGCGGCAGGGCAAAGUGACCGUCAAGUACGACCGCAAGGAGCUCAGGAAGCGGCUCGUGCUCGAGGAGUGGAUCAUCGAGCAGCUCAGCGAACUGUACGACUGCGAGGAGGAAGAGAUGCCUGAGGUGGAAAUAGACAUCGACGACCUUUUGGAGGUCAACGGCGAUGACGAGCGAGCCGUCAAGCUGCAGGAGUCGCUAACAGGCUGUUACAAACCGACAGAGGAUUUUGUCCGCGAGUUGCUGGGCAGGAUAAGAGGAAUGAGGAAGCUCAGCGCUCCAACGAAGAAGGCUCUAUAAUGUCGGGCGCCUCGACGUGGCCUCAUCGACGCGCGCCUUCUGCCUGCCCCGCCGCGACACUCAUCCCGUACAUAUGCCCGCGUCACUUCCGCAACCAACUCGCUCCGCACGCAAUGUCAAAUCUAGUCUGUACAUUACCGGACUGUGAAAAGGGGCUACGUAGCAAACGGCGCAUCGAUGACUUUUUCACAUUUGCUCGUUUUCAAGCCCCCCCCCCGACAGCCAAUGAGAUGGGAAAUCUCAAAAACAACAAAAAAAGGGAGGAGCAAAGUGUGCACUUGCAACUGCUGUGAAAUUCGUUGUGGCACGACAGUGCUUCACCAUUUUAAUGUUUUUUUUUUUUUAACGGAGGUAUUUUCUGCUGUUACCGCCAUUAUUGUUCAUGUGAAGGUGUCAUUUUUUUGCUCAUAAUCCUUCCACUCUCACUUUUCUUGCUUGCAUCAUGCAAAGGAGUUUUUAAAUUCAUUACAUAUUUCGCAUGAGGGGAUUUUUUUUGUGGGGGUGGGGGGGCGUUUUAAUAUAUGUGAGGAUGUGCUCUUCAACUGCAGCGAGGCAUGAUGGGCAUUGUAGUUCCUGACGACAAGCCUGAUGAUUGGUGGCCUUUCGCUCACGUCGCAGCCAUUUUGAUGGUGGGGGGGGGGGGGAAGGGGAGGGGGGUGUUUUUCCCCCAACACAUCUCAGCUGAUGUCAAUUGACUCAGCGUCGAACCUUCACCAUACGGACGACCGAGAGGCGACGACUGUAAGUCUGUCGAAAGCUUGACACUCGCCAAAUGGAAAUAAGAAAUGUCAAA
This is a messenger RNA of Hippocampus zosterae (dwarf seahorse), 1569 nucleotides long. RefSeq names its product protein phosphatase 1, regulatory (inhibitor) subunit 14C (gene ppp1r14c). Gene Ontology annotation, biological process: regulation of phosphorylation. The transcript has 4 exons. The record is from RefSeq and is a predicted model, not a curated record. Gene Ontology annotation, cellular component: cytoplasm. Lineage: Eukaryota; Metazoa; Chordata; Actinopteri; Syngnathiformes; Syngnathidae. Bases 312 to 776 code for a protein of 154 amino acids. Gene Ontology annotation, molecular function: protein serine/threonine phosphatase inhibitor activity.